AUGUCGGGCUUUCCACCCCCCGGCGCCGGCGGGUGGCCGGGCAUGCGGCCGCCGAUGAUGGGACCUCCGGGCAUGAUGAAUAUGAAUCCCAUGAUGAUGAACAUGAAUAUGAUGAACGGCAUGCCGCCGCAGGGAAACGCGAUGCUGAACCCGCAGCAACAGAUGCAGCAAAUGCAGAUGAUGAUGCAACUACAAAUGCAGCAGAUGCAGCGCAACGCCGUUCCGGGCGGGGCCGCGUUUGGCGGGAAGAUGCCUGGUCGCGUUGGCGACAUGGCGCACGCGCUCGCGUCGUCCACUGCCAAAAGCAAGGCGCCCGCAAUGCACACGAUGCGAAACUUCGGCGCCUCCGGCCAGGCGGUUUACGAGAACAAGCCGCCCCACGUACUGCGGGACCAGCACCAGAGCAGCAACCCGGAAAUAAACGGCAACCCCGCAGAUCAUCCGGAAGUAGAACUAAACAACGGGACGACCACCGUUCCCCCCGGCGCUACCCCCGUUCCCCCCGGCUUGUCCGGAGUGCCCCCUAAUUUUCAUCAAGCUGGCGUCGAUGCGUCUAAUCUUGGCUCCGCGAUCGUCCCGAAAUCAGGCUCGAUAUCCUCCUCGGCGGGCGACGCGACCAGCAAAACCGCCGCAUACAGCUCUCCGCCGACUACGGCCGCGGCUGUUCCCACGACCGCCUCCACGGUGCCGCCCCUAUCCGGCACGAAGGGACCCGGGCCGGAGGGGGAUAACAUAAUUUCCUCGUCUCCCAAAGAUAAGAAAGUGACGCCGGACCCGAUCGUCAUCGUCAGCCGGAUUCCGCAGGACCUGCCCGACGAGUCCCUCCGGGCCAUCUUCGGCUGCUGCGGCCGGAUCGUGAAAUGGGACCGGCAGACCGACCCGGUCACGAACGUGCCCGCAAAGUUCGCGUUUUGCCACUUCGGCAACAUACGGGAGGUGAACGCGGUGAUGACCUUUCUCAACGGGGACGUCGAAAAAGAAGGGCUGCCCGCCAUGAAAAUUUUGAACCAGUCUUUGAUGCUCAAAGUCUCCGCCGAGAUGCAGGCGGAUUUGGAAGAGUUCCGAGCGGAGGAGCGCACAAAAUUCCGGGAAGCCAACCCCAACCUCUGCCAAAAGACCCGGGUCAAGGUACAGAAGGUUUUUUUGAAAAAUAUCCGCUUUGGUUGUUCGGGGCUAGAGGUACAACUCAGCUUCAUUCAUAGAGUUUUGUUCGAAAACUCCCGUACUACGGCGUAAAGUAUCCAGAUAUCAGGGAAACGAAUGUUCACCGCUGAUAAUUGCCGUCCCUAUCGUGUUUUACUACUAACUAGCCUCAACUUUACCCAAAAACAUCAAACUCAGGAGGGAAGCGAUGGGUCAGAUAUCGAGAUGAUUCCAAUGGCUGACGACGAGGUGGACUCUUUGCUGGCGAGCGAAAUGGACACGGUUCGCACGGCAUUACUAGAGAAUAUUGCGGCCGCAGACCGUAUCAAAUGCAAAAAUGUCUAGGUCUGGAAACUUGUAAUGCUAAAAGUUAAUGAUAGACGCACUGCAAUACGCAGCUACGCAUGACAAAUUCUUUGGCAGCCAUGUCUUACGUAUUCCGCAUGGCAAACUGCGUUUUUGCAUGACAGGCAAGAGGGCCUUUUUGUGCCUAUGCAACACAGAUUCUCGAGUCAUGCCAGACUAGCAUGACAAAUCUCGCAAUCUCCCAGACCCAGACAUAUUUGCAGUUGAUAGACCGGGAGUACGAGCAAUUUUUGCAGACGGUCACUCCCGAGCAGCGGAAGGAGCGGGAGCGCAAGAUUCAGGAGCAGGAGCGCGCCCUCGAGGAGCGUAAGCGCAAGUUGGAGGACGAGAAGAGGAGAGCGGACGACCUGGCCCGCAUCAGAAAGGAACUGGCCGAGUCAAAGGGGAAGCGGGACGAAGCGGCUAAGAAAGACAAGGAGAAAGAGCCGGAGGAACGAGACCCCGUGAAAAAACCCGAAAACCGAAGGCCACACCGGAAGGUACUACACUACCGAUACUUCUUCGCAAGAAAAGACCUUGCAUGCGUAUACAGGACAUCAACAUGAUCGUGGUUUUAUUUUUUUGUCGUGAGCUGCUUGUGCUUUUCCAAUCCCAGCAGACUACAUGCCGGGUGUUCUCUAGAAUAAGAAAUGGGGUCUAGUACUCCUGCUCACCCUUCUGAUCGACAACUGUUUCCAGGAGCGAGACCGCGAGGAACGCAUCGCGGAAGAGGAGCGACGGCAACGUCGGGAAGACGACACCGCUGUUCGAAAUUUCGAGAGACGCGAGCAAGAAAAGCUCCAGGAAUUCCGCGACGAGCUGAAGCGGCUCCAGGUCACGGAGUCGUCCUCGGGAACGGUCACCAGAAUAGCUGACGGUAUAAAUCACUGCUUGAUUCUUUACAAGUACUGCGGACACACGUCUUUGUACAAUUGUUAUUGAGUGCCUAGAUUCAGCAAGAUGAACUUGAACAAAGCAACAAGCCCCGGAAAUGAGAAAAAACCACACCCAAAAUCAACUACAGCGGACAUGCGGAUGUCGGAUCGUCGAGCGGAGCUGCUCGCAAAGGACCAGGUUCGUACGGACCUGUACCUGGCUCGCGCCCCCCGGCCCCGGCGGUCGCGGCGACGGGCCUUCCCCGGGCUGGAAGCCCGAAUGAAGCAGCACAUGAAACGCGAACUCGACGAGGACGAGGAGGACCUGGAAAAGGAACGACAGGAGAACGCCGAGCGGGAGAAGGAAGCGAUUCGGAAGGAACAGCUGGAGUUGGAACAGCGACUGAAAGCAGACGAGGAGCGCAAAACGCGAGAAGCCGUCGAACGGUUGACGGGCACAAGCGACCUGCGGCGCCGGCGGCGGUCGCCGAGUGGCGAUCGGAGGGGACGGCGACGGCACAGCCGGGAGCGCAGCAAUAGACGGGGCGAUCGGGAUGAACCGUCGAGGGCGCGCCCGCAGAAAGAUCUGCAGGCUUUGAUCCAAACCAUUCCCGAGGGCGACGCAGUCUUUGACUACCCGAUCAAUUGGGGAAUCAUCGACAAAAACGAAUUACUGGAGUUAAAGGUAUAGGUCUAUUUACGCAUAAAUUGCUUUCGACGCUUGCGGCCAAAGUGCUUCGCUCUGGCUAGCCAGAGUGCUUCGCAGCUAGGUUGCCUCGCAUGCUGGUAGCACGGCUUUAGUACUGCUUUAGCGCACUGCUUUAGCGCACUGCUUUAGCGCACUGCUUUAGCGCGCUGCUUUAGCGCACUACUUUAGCACGCUGCUUUAGCGCACUACUUUAGCGCACUACUUUGGCGCACUUUCGCGCACUGCUUUAGCGCACUGCUUUAGCGCACUACUUUAGCGCACUACUUUAGCGCACUACUUUAGCGCACUGCUUUAGCGACGAGGACUUGAUUGGCUCGGCCGACCUGUUGUAGUCUUCAUUUUUUUUUGGAAAGGAAGUAGAUGAAAUGAGUCCCACUCCUAUACUAAAGUCGAAAUGCAGUUGGUGUAAUCUGUUCAUUUUAUUCUCACAGGUCAAGCCGUGGAUCACGAAGAAGGUGAAAGAGCUGUACGACAAAGAGGAGGCGUCUGUGAUUGACUACAUUUACUCGGUGGUCCAGAAGGUGAAGACGCAAAAAAUGACGACCGACGACAUGCUGGCGGAGCUGGACAAAUUUCUCGACGACGAGACGCAAAAGUUUUGCAUCAAGCUCUGGCGCUGCAUAAUUCUCUACACGCUGCACUACAUUGACGACUCCCAAGGGGAUUAGAGUUGAACCCAAUAUCAAAGAACUCCGAUUAUAUUAGCGACACAGAAUCUACUUGUUCCCAAUGACUGAUCCAACGCGUGGUGGUGGGCAUCUUCUCGGUGGGAGAUCCAUCACCGGAUGCUGUUCAUCUUCCCGGGAGCGCUGUCAAAGAUUGACUCCUUCCUCCCUGAGACGACUAGAAAAGAUGAUUUUAAAACGACACAACCCAGCACGUUGCCUUACAACAAAAGGGGGUCUCUCUGAUUACAUGGAGUUUUUUUUUUCGAGCCCGAGUCCAG
Molecule: messenger RNA, 4018 nt
Organism: Amoebophrya sp. A120
Lineage: Eukaryota; Dinophyceae; Syndiniales; Amoebophryaceae
Source: the annotation of a GenBank genome assembly